Didymodactylos carnosus is the source of this 1233-nucleotide messenger RNA. The record is from the annotation of a GenBank genome assembly. NCBI's taxonomy places the organism in Eukaryota, Metazoa, Rotifera, Eurotatoria, Philodinida, Philodinidae.
AUGCAGAAACUGCAUCAAAUUAUUAAUCACUUGCUUUUAACAAAUCAUUCGAUUGACAGCAUCGAUAAAAUUAGUGAUAGUAUUCAAAUAAACAAAGACGAUCUGAUUGUGAUAAUUAAGGAUGAUCAAUACAACGAUUAUUUUCAGUUACUACGAAAAAAUACACCAAAGAAUUCAAGUAGUUCAGAUAAAAUAGCACUUACUCUUGAUCUAUAUGCAUGUACACAAUAUGCAAAAGAGUGUAAAAAUGUCGAUUGUCAAUAUCUUCAUUUAUGUCCAUAUAUGGUGAAACCACAGUACGAGAGAUGUACAAAUAAAAGUUGUCAGUUCGAACAUGAUAUUCAGAAAAGUGAACAUAAUCAAGCAAUAGUAGCAAAAAGAGGUUUAAUGCAGUUUCCGGCUAAUAUGUUAAAAGAAAUUGUUCGAGCAUCAAAUAAUCCAGAACGAUCAUUACGUUUAUCAAUCCAUUUUAGACUUCAUUAUUGUUUUUUUGGGUUAAGUCAUCAGUGCACAAAAUUUCAGUGCGAUCAUACAUUGAAUUCAGAAUGUACCGGCUAUUUACGAAGAAAACAAAUCUAUGAUGCAAAUGUAACGGAUAUUCUAGACGCGUUUCGAAAAGUAGCCAAACAACGAAAUUCAAAUUAUUUAGCAACAUUGACUGCAAAUUCGCAUACAACAGCUACCUCAAAAAAAUCGUCAUCUACAAUCUUGUCACAAACAACAACAACAAUAAAUAAUUUGGAAGCUGAAUCACCACAGUCAUCAACAGGUGAUCAUAUUGAAAUCGAAACAGAUGAAGACAGUUACAUAGAGGAUUUAUAUCCGUUGGCUAAUCAAGGUAAAAUUGAAGACAAGUUAUCAACAGCAAUUGGUUGUCCAAUUAAAUUAUGUCUCGCAAAAAGAAUAUCAAACAAAGGAAAACAAAAUCAAUUUGAACUUAAUUUAAAGUCUAUGUAUUGUCCAAUUGAAAAACCAAGUGAUAUUCUCGAUUAUAUACGUUGGCAAAACUCAAGUCAAACAGGAAAACUCAGUUCUUUAUUGAUAUAUGCAAAUAUUCAAGACGCUCAUGAUAACACAAAACAACAAUGUGACAAUGAUCAAUUUUGUUUACUAUGUGUAAGAGUAUUAAACACCAAUAAUCAAUAUAAAAAUGAUCAAAAUGAAUUAAAAAUUACAAAUCCAAAUUUGAUUAUGUUCCAAGAACUAUGGUUGUAUAAAUAUGAUAUAUUCUAA